AUGUCGUACCCGAUUUACAAAGUCGCUUAUCUUGGCCUUCCUCGCAAUCACCAUGCCACUUUUGUUGAAACUGACGCCAACGGCGGUGGGGUAGUCUUCCAUGUGACAGGAGAUAUACAGAACGGGAUGCGAUUUGAGACCAAGGCAGGUCUCUCGUAUAUUCGAACACCAAUUGAUGUCUUCGAUUUGCCUGGCGACGGUGGGACGCACAAAUGUCUAGUAUUCGAACCUAUGAGAGAGACUCUUUCCCAGUUCCAGCAAAGACUGCCACGGCAAAGGCUAGGGCUUUCCUUGUUUAAAGCGUACAUGUUUUGUCUUCUUCAAGCGCUGGACUACUUGCAUACAGACUGCCGUUUGAUCCAUACAGGUAUGAGUUUGGAUGACAACAUCAUGGUGACGAUUGAAGACGAUUCGGUGCUAGAAGACCUUGUUCAUUACUACAAGACCAACUCCCAACCUCGACACAUCCGAAAGGAAGAUGGGCGUGUGAUGUACCUGUCGCAUGAUGAGUUUGGUGGUCUACGAGGAACUAACUUUUUACCGCAGCUGACUGACUUUAAUCUCUGCUUCCCUGGAUUCCCUGAUAACCGGGGGCAUAUCUCUCCAAUCCAAUCUCACCGAUAUCCUGUGCCGGAGGUGUUUCUCGGCUGUCCAUGGUCUUAUGGCGCCGAUAUAUGGAAUCUCGGCUUAAUGCAGAUGUGGAACCUCUUGGAAAACACCAGCCUAUUCGAUCAUCCUGCAGGCGACGACGGGCAAUACGACGCACACGGCCAUCUUGCUCACAUGGUUUCUAUGCUUGGUGAUCCUCCCGCGGUUCUAAUUCAGAGAGAGCGCAUGUGCCGUAAGGCUAAACUCGGUAGAGUGAUUGUGAACCCGAAGGGUAAAGAGUGUGAAAUAAUGAACGAGUUCUGGGGAGGACCGUUUUUCGACAAGGACGGUACGUUGCGAAACGCAAAAGGGGAGACGCAAUUGUCUGACACGGUGACAGAGCUUGCUGGGGAGGAAAAGAGGCAGUUCUUGGACUUUGCUGGCUCUAUGCUGCAAUGGCUGCCUGAGAAGAGGAAGACUGCGAAAGAGCUUGUGCAGCAUCCCUUUCUUGAAGAUUUAAAGAUUCCUUGA
This is a messenger RNA of Pochonia chlamydosporia 170, 1119 nucleotides long. Its product is annotated as kinase domain-containing protein. The record is from RefSeq and is a predicted model, not a curated record. Gene Ontology annotation, molecular function: ATP binding; protein kinase activity. Bases 1 to 1119 code for a protein of 372 amino acids. Gene Ontology annotation, biological process: protein phosphorylation. The transcript has 5 exons. NCBI's taxonomy places the organism in Eukaryota, Fungi, Ascomycota, Sordariomycetes, Hypocreales, Clavicipitaceae.